Dreissena polymorpha is the source of this 2171-nucleotide messenger RNA. RefSeq lists its product as uncharacterized. NCBI's taxonomy places the organism in Eukaryota, Metazoa, Mollusca, Bivalvia, Myida, Dreissenidae. The record is from RefSeq and is a predicted model, not a curated record. The coding region runs from base 165 to 1721 and encodes 518 amino acids. The transcript has 10 exons.
GUUAGUAUGGACCAAAGUGUAAAAUUAAAUCGCCUGUUUCUUCUAGUGACUUUUCAUUGACAAUAUAACCAUCAUUAACAUAGGCUAUUGGUGUUUAUGAUAGCACACAUGCCAAUGCACUGCAAAAGAAAAGCAGACCAAGCUUCUUAUGGAAGUAUUGAAUAAUGACGUUUCUCUCUGGAUUGAUAGCUUUGCUGGGAUUAAUUCAUCUUAGCUCUCAAAGCGAAGACAAAUUAAAGUCAGCUUCCAUGGCAACUGAUUGGGAGUCCGCACAAAACAAGUGUAUAAAUGACAAUCGUAUUUUGAUGUCAGAGAUGCCAAGUGCUAUUUUUUUGGCAAAUGUCAAGCCUAGUGAAGUCGUCUGGGUCAACGCCAAGGUGACAAGGAUCGAAUAUGCUAGUGGUCAAAUUGAGCACUUGAAGAUAGCCUAUAUGCCCUCGGAGAGAUACCUAGGAAACUGCAUAUGCGUGUCCUCUAGUCAUAACCGGCAAAGUAUAUAUACGUGUACCCAAACAAAAACGUCCAUUAACUGGAUAGAGGCCCGCCAGAAGUGCACGUUCAAUGGGGACACGUGGGAUCCAUUGCCGAGUCACAGCAUCAAAAACGCUGUUGCAAUGUUGGUCAAAGGCCCAGCUGUCUGGCUGUCGAAGUAUACAACCGGCAAAAUAGAUGGUUUAAAUGAUUCAGUUUCAAAAUGUGUUGGCUUUCAACGUUUAGGUGACGGUACAUUUGUAGAACGCCUUGACAACUGCUCUAACCCUCACAGUUACUUGUGUGCCGAAAACAGGGAUAGUUAUGCUCCCACCUUGACCCGUCUUGAAACACCGAUCCCAGAGCUUAGCAUCGAUGGUGAUUUUUUCCCCGGUUCUUCUCAAGAUCAAAUUAGAAAGUUGAGUGGUGCCAUUGCCUGUGGAGUAGCAGGAUGUAUCGUGAUCGUGAUUGCCGCCGUCGGGGCCGUCUAUGGUUACCGGCGACAUCAACGCCGACGACAGUACCGGCAGAGUCUCAGGCGAUUCCGAAACAAACAGACGAUCAUAAGCACGAACACACGUCCACGAGCCUCUGACAUUGACAAGGCACGCUCUCUGACGCUAGACAGCUCGGCCGUACAAUGCAAAAUUAGUUAUGAGGACUGCACAGGCAAGAAGUAUGCCACACUACAGGGUGAGGUCGCCCGCGAGUGUAAGGGGCGCCUGAACAGCCAGGGUUAUGUCAACGAGAUUGAACCCAAUGUGGACAGUAUGGACCUAGAGAAAUACGAGGAGUUCAGUCCGUCUUGCAAUAAGUUUCACACACUUGAACCUGGUAAAGAAGUCUACAAAAACACGCGCCCCAAAAAAGCCUCCAUCCACGCGGAUGAGAAGGCCUUUGCCAACACCGCGGUGGAUGACUGCUAUGGGGGGAAGGGUAAACCUAUUUUAUCCAAGAAAACACGUGGUGCUAAACAACAGCCUGAACAGGCAACACCGGUUGGAAAUGAUGACUCUGAAAACGGAAUAGCUAAGUUGAACUAUGACGUUCCCCCAAGGCGACAGAAGGGACAGUUUGGUCUAAAAUGCGGUAAAGCUGCGGGUAACAAACAGAGGGAGAUGACCACCGAGUUUCCUCAGAAACAAGGAGAAGGACAAGAGGACGCAGAGUCACAGGACGCUAAAUUGGAUGAUCUGGAGAGUUAUGAAAAUUUACACUUGGGCGCAAUCAAAGGGACGUUAAAGAUUUGAAUGAACUGGAAACUUUGAAGAUAUGAAAACUUUGCCAAACAAACAAAAUAACUCUAAAUGUUGAUGAUUUUAUUUUUUAUGGUCCAUAAGUGUCGAAUAUUUAUUCCUAAAAAUAUCUUAUUUUGUUAGUCGUUAUGUUGACUUGUAUUUUGUGUGUGAAUACCAUUUUUAAUUGUGUUACAAGACGUAAAUAUUAUAUUAAUAUGAAUGUCAGUAACGUGUAUAUGGUAUUUUUGCAUUUCAUUGAACAUGUUUUUUCGUGAAAUUGCAGUGUAUGGCACCCCACCUCCCAAUAGCAGAAUAUUUGCUUACGCUGUAACUUUAAAUAGCUAUUUAUAAAAAUCAUUUAAUUAAAAAUGUUGUACCUGAUUUACAAAGUGUUAGUGUAAACAUGUUUACGUUUUUAAAAAAACUUAACGACCAAUAAUGAAAUAUGUAUAACAUAUUGUU